Molecule: messenger RNA, 363 nt
Organism: Ostertagia ostertagi
Lineage: Eukaryota; Metazoa; Nematoda; Chromadorea; Rhabditida; Trichostrongylidae
Source: the annotation of a GenBank genome assembly
AUGGAUCGUGUACUACUUACAAAAUAUCCGGUCAAAUGGCGGCUGGCAGCGACGGCAUCCAUCAUCUGCUACUGUGUCGUAUGGGUUGUAUCGAUCGUUAUCGCCUUACCGUAUUCACUUACCGUAAAAUCGCAAAAGUUCGACAAAGUCGAACCGUGGAAUGAUGUGCACACACCGGCAAUGCUCAGCAUAUGUGGACGGUCAUAUCCAGAAAUCUGUAUGGAAAUACAAGAUACAUGGGAACGUGCCUAUAUUUCAAAAACGACAUUCACUAUAACGGUGCUCGCCAUUCAGGUAGUUGGGUGUUUAUUUGUUUGUUUAUUUGAAGACGCAAACACAAAUCGCGCGACAGCAAGAGCAUAG